AUGUCAUCAUCACUCUCGUUGUCAUAUCUAAACCAAUUAUCCAUCGUUGUUUUCAUCCGAUCAUCCUUUUCUUUUUUCUUAUAUCAUCUUGUUUCGAUUAUAUCUUCGCUUGACAAUGGGCUCGGCAAGACACCACAAAUGGGAUGGAACAGUUGGAAUCAUUUUGGUUGCCGUAUCAACGAAACGGUCAUUCGUGAAACCGCCGAUGCUUUGAUUAGUACUGGUUUAGCCAAAGCCGGUUAUACUUAUGUUAAUGUUGAUGAUUGUUGGGCAUCAACACGCGAUUCCACAACAAAGUUUAUUCAGCCUGAUCCAAGUACAUUUCCAUCCGGUAUGGCAGCACUAGCUGAUUAUGUUCAUUCUCGUGGUCUCCUUUUUGGACUGUAUUCGGAUGCUGGAUAUGAAACUUGUGCUGGACGACCCGGUUCGUUCGGUUACGAAGACAUCGAUGCACAUGUAUAUGCACAAUGGAAAGUCGAUUAUUUGAAAUAUGAUAAUUGUAAUUCUCGGCCGACAAAUUGCACAAUCAAGGAACGUUAUGAACGUAUGCGAGAUGCACUUAAUCGUACAGGCCGUCCAAUAUUCUAUUCUGCAUGUGAAUGGGGAGAAAUGUUACCUGCAUUGUGGUUUCAAUCAGUGGCAAAUUCCUGGAGAACAACAGGUGAUAUUGUCGAUACAUGGUUGUUGAUGUUACUCAACAUUGAUAUCAAUAAUUUAUUCUGGAGUUUCGCAGCACCACAUGGCUUCAAUGAUCCGGAUAUGUUAGAAAUCGGUAAUGGUGGUAUGACGUACAAUGAAUACCGUACUCAUAUGAGUCUUUGGUCUAUAGCAAAAGCUCCGUUGCUUAUUGGUUGCGACGUGCGAAAUAUUUCGAAAGAAAGCUUAGAACUUCUGACAAAUCCAGAAGUUAUUGCUGUGAAUCAAGAUCCGCUUGGACUUCAAGGAAAGAAAGUUCGUAUUGAUCCUUACAAUGGAACUGAAGUUUGGGCUGGGCCAUUAGUCAAUGGAUCAAUGGCUGUUGUUGCCUUUAAUCGAAACAACGACGUGUCUCAAGCAGUCGUCGUCUCAUUCAGUGACUUAGGCUGGAAAACGACAAGCCAGGUGAAUGUACGUGAUCUUUGGGCACGACAAGACCUGGGACAAUUCCAAGGCAAUUACACUGCCUUAAAUAUCGAGCCGCAUGGUGUUCAGAUGCUGAAAAUGACGCUGAUUGCAUUGGAAUAA
Molecule: messenger RNA, 1224 nt
Organism: Adineta ricciae
Lineage: Eukaryota; Metazoa; Rotifera; Eurotatoria; Adinetida; Adinetidae
Source: the annotation of a GenBank genome assembly